AUGCCACUCUGCGGCCUUCGACAACGGGAAAACAACGACCGAGUUAAAAGUUUCGAACCCCUUCGAUGCAAACAUCCACCGAAAUACCUCUACCGCAUCCAACAUGAGAAUUCUCAAGCGCGAUUCGAUCAAUGGGGAAAUUUGAAUGCGGCUUUGAACGACCAAACCCCGGAGAGUUCGUACGAGUUCAAGAGCGCGUUGGCACGACAUUUGAGAUGGGGAUUCUCCCGAGGGGAGAGUUACUUCCUGAGUCUCUUUGGGAAGGAAAGCGAGGCGAGGGAGUGGGCAUCCCUGCGAGCAAACGAGCAGCGGAUCGAAGAAAGUGGAGGGCACAGGAGAAGAGAGGGAAGAGGUGUCGUGAAGAUGUACAAGAUCCACACGGCCGGAAUGAGGAAAGAGGGGAUCGUGGUGAUGAGGGCCGAUAAAGCGAUUCAGAAAUUGGAGAUCGAAGAUGAGGAGCACAGAAGGCACGAAUUCAUCAUCCUCAACCGUCUCCCCCGCGCGGCAAUCGAAUUCGUCGACGAAAUCCACCCUCCCCCGAGACCUCCCACGCGCCAGAAGGAAACCCAUCGACGCCCACCGAGCUAUCUCCAACGGGCCCUGAAACGCCAGAGUCGCUGUCUCGCUCUCCUGGACGGCGGCGGCGGCGGCGGCGGCAGCAGCAGCUCUCAACAUAUCCGCGGCGUUUCCCACGAGAGCGAUUUUACGCUCUCCUUGGAUUUGGUGGAGCAUUCGUUUGAGAGCAUGUUUGAUGAUUUCGAGCAGAUGAAAGAGGAGCGGCGGGAUGGCUAUCGGAGUGGGGUCGGGAGGGUGGACAGUCUGCUGGAAGAGGGUGGGAGGGAACGCGUGCACGAAGAAGAAGGAGAUCCGAGACAUGAAUUUCGCGCUGGGGAGGUAGAUUGA
Lecanosticta acicola is the source of this 903-nucleotide messenger RNA. The record is from the annotation of a GenBank genome assembly. Lineage: Eukaryota; Fungi; Ascomycota; Dothideomycetes; Mycosphaerellales; Mycosphaerellaceae.